Molecule: messenger RNA, 486 nt
Organism: Candida dubliniensis CD36
Lineage: Eukaryota; Fungi; Ascomycota; Pichiomycetes; Serinales; Debaryomycetaceae
Exons: 1
Coding region: 1-486 (161 amino acids)
Cellular component (GO): membrane
Source: RefSeq, a predicted model, not a curated record
AUGCCAGUUCAACAGUCUGCUACAAAUACCACACCCUCACUGCAAGAGCAAUUUGUCUUGAUUGUCGCAGCAAUAAUAUUACCACCAUUAGCUAUAUUCUUAAGCAAAAAGUAUUCUAUUUGGAAUAAGGAGUUUUGGAUUUCUGUUGUUUUGACCUUGAUUGGACAUAUUCCUGGUGCUAUAUUUGCCGUAUACUAUUUGUUGUGUGUUCAAUUUCCUCAACAAGGUGUUGAAGGUUAUACUCAAUUACCUGAUGACGUAGAGCAACAAUUGCAUGCUGAACAUCAACAAGGGCUGAGCCAAGAGCAACCACAAGAACAACAUCAAGGUAUCCGCAUUUACCAUGAUGAAGAACAUGUUCAACCCAAGGAGAACCAAAUUUUGACUGCUAACGAUUUGCCUAGUUAUGACGACAUUGUAGGUUCAUCUGAAGCUGCUACGGGACAUCGUGAUGUCAAGGGUGGAGACAAUAAAAUUCAGCACUGA